Molecule: messenger RNA, 273 nt
Organism: Epithele typhae
Lineage: Eukaryota; Fungi; Basidiomycota; Agaricomycetes; Polyporales; Epitheliaceae
Exons: 3
Coding region: 1-273 (90 amino acids)
Source: RefSeq, a predicted model, not a curated record
AUGCAGCGGCGGGAACUUCCGGAGCGAGGCUUUUGGAACGCGACGUCGGCGCCAGCGAGCACCGUUAUCCUCGGCCGCGCUGUCAAAAACGAGUACCUCACCCUCGGUACCCUCUUCACCGUUGCGGCGGGUGUUAUGCUGGCCGGCGGUGGCAAGAAGGACACGAAGCCUCCGACCCUCCAGCAGGUCAAGGAGUCGGUCAAGAUUGGCGCGAGCUCAAACAUCAAGAACUUCAUUGCAGAGGCGGAGAAGGAGAGCGGGUCGAAACACUGA